Messenger RNA from Nymphaea colorata (pocket water lily), 1700 nucleotides. Its product is annotated as squamosa promoter-binding-like protein 14. Lineage: Eukaryota; Viridiplantae; Streptophyta; Magnoliopsida; Nymphaeales; Nymphaeaceae. Bases 269 to 1549 code for a protein of 426 amino acids. The transcript has 3 exons. Gene Ontology annotation, molecular function: DNA binding. Gene Ontology annotation, cellular component: nucleus. The record is from RefSeq and is a predicted model, not a curated record.
UCCUGCAGGGGUCCGUCCCCUCGAACAGACACUCUGCAACAACAUGACAGUCCUCAGUGUACGUACUCACUGCCAUGGCCCCCUUUACAUCCCAUCCUUGCCCCUCAUCACCUCUCCCUCUCUCUCCCCUCUUAGUGAUCUCCUCUUUUAACCGAUCCUCAGGCUCCAAAAAUCAGUCUCUCACUCGCUCUCUUUCUCGUUGUCUCCGAUGAAUGGGUGGUGUUGGUGGUUCUGAAACAGGAGGCCUAAGUCGACACCACCACCCAUCAUGGACCUUCACGCCAUGAAAGAAGGGGAGAAUGGUCGUGGCCGCCACGGCCGCGGCGAUUCCGCCGCCUCUUCUGGCUCGGCCGACGGGAUGAAGGACUCGCUCAACGGGUUGAAGCUCGGGAAGAGGACCUACUUCCAGGAUGCAGGCGCCAGCGGCGGCGGUGGCGGCGGCGUCUCGGCUAAGUCGAAGGGGAACUUUCAGGCCUCCCCCUCUGGCUCGGCACCGGCCGCGACGCCGAAGAGGGCCAGAGGGUUGGUUCAAAGCGGGCAGCCGCCGAGGUGCCAGGUCGAGGACUGCAAGGUGGACCUGACCGGCGCUAAGGCCUACUACUGCAGGCACAAGGUGUGCGGUGUGCACUCUAAGUCCCCUAAGGUUAUUGUCGCCGGGAUCGAGCAGAGAUUCUGCCAGCAGUGUAGCAGAUUUCAUCAGCUGUCUGAAUUUGACCAAGGAAAGCGCAGCUGCCGUAGACGUUUGGCCGGCCAUAAUGCACGUCGCAGGAAGCCACCACAUGGUUCAGCAUCAUCCCACUUUGGACGAUUUUCGUCUCUCUAUGAGGACAGCAGAAUUGGACUCUUGACAGACUUUACCUUCCCAAGGCAGGCUGGGAAAGAUGUUUGGCCAACCAUCAGAGCCAGUGAACGUGUACCAAACCAAGUUCAAUCUACUGAAAAAUAUGCUCCACAUGUCUGGCCAGCAGAUGCGCCUACUGCUGACAUUUUGUCUCCAGGAGUCCAUCCAUUUUUACAAGGCUUACCUGGUGGGUCCAGCUUUUCCGGCCAGGAAAUUUCAUCAAGCGGUUGUUUCUCAGGAGUCUCCAACCAAGGUUGUGCUCUCUCUCUUCUGUCACCCCAGCCAUUGGGAUUAAAAGGCCGGGCUUCAGGCCUUAUUUCUGUUAACCACUUCAUCAAUGAGGAAGAUGCUGCUAUAGCUCCAUGCCCUGGUGCUCAGCCCUGCUCUGGUGUCAAUGCUGACAAGCUGCUUACAGUUUCAUCACAAUGGUCUGCACCAUUUCCUUCAUUUAGUGCAUACCCUCCAACUGCCAUUCUGGAGCCGCUUUCACCUGCUAGGACCAGGGGUAGUGGAUGGAAUUUCAGAGGCAAUGAAGGCUCAAAUUCUCAGGACAUCCAGUCUGAACUGGACUUGAAGCAAGUAUCAGAAUUGCAUGGCAGCCAAUUUCCUGGUGAGCUCGAGUUGGUGCCACAAGGAGGUAGGUUGAUGGACCCUGGACACUUGAGGUCAUUUGGCCCUUCUAAUCAUAAUCCGCACUGGGGUCUGUAGCAUGGUCCCUCAUUAGCAAUGGAUUGAAUGCUUCUUUUUCGGGUUUCCGAUAUUUUGGAGAACACUGUUAUUGGUCAAGUAAGAGCUCAGUGUAGUUCGCACUUGCAUUUGAUCGUCCAUGAUAUGGAACAUCAUCUUUGGACUUUCUUUA